Anisakis simplex (herring worm) is the source of this 723-nucleotide messenger RNA. Lineage: Eukaryota; Metazoa; Nematoda; Chromadorea; Rhabditida; Anisakidae. The record is from the annotation of a GenBank genome assembly.
GUGAAAUUUCAGUUGGUUAGUGAUUUAGUAAGAGAUGAGGCUGCGAAUCGUGAGAAUGAAUUUGUGGAUGCGAUAGUGUUCUCGCAGGAACGAGGCGUUGUUAUGAAAGGAACAUUUGAUGAUGCACCUCCACGAAAUCAAUGCCCAAAUGCAAUCGGUAAAUGGUACAAACCGUUAUUCUAUAAAUAUGUCGAAGAAAUCGCGAAAACAAGCCAAACAAGAGUGGAAUAUAUUCCAAUCCAACAGUAUUAUCGUCGAUAUUCACGAAGUAUUUUCUGGGGACUCAAGUAUUUGAUUCCAUUCGCUGGUAAUUUUAUUUGGCGUUGUUUGUUCGGAUGGCUUAUUCCACCGAAGUUAUCGCUGCUGAAAUUAAGUGCUGCACUCAUUCGACCCAUCCGUCGUAUAAUGGACAACAAUUUCACGUUUCAAGAUUUUAUGAUGCCUGGCGUGAAUUUAGAUGAAGCACUUCAUAUUAUUCAUGAUCAGAUUGAGGUUUAUCCCCUAUGGCUUUGUCCAUUCAGUUUACCGUCAACACCGGGCAUAAUUCGUCAACGAACAGGACGUAAUAUAAUUUAUGUGAAUAUCGGUGUGUACGGUGAAUCGAUGAAAAACGAUUUCGAUGCACAACAAUCGAUUAAGAAUAUCAACGAAUUUUUGCGAGCUGUCGGAGGGUUUGUCUCUCUCUCUCUCUUAUACUCUAUUGUAGAUCAAGCAGAUCGAAAC